Messenger RNA from Linum trigynum, 1567 nucleotides. Lineage: Eukaryota; Viridiplantae; Streptophyta; Magnoliopsida; Malpighiales; Linaceae. The record is from the annotation of a GenBank genome assembly.
CUGAAAGAGUUACCAAAGUCUUUUAAACAUAAAAUGUAGAGUUUAAUUAGAUAUAGAAGUAUCUCCUUGGAUAACAGCAAGUCAGCAACCUCCAGUGGCAUUAGCCAUUUGGUAUUUGUGGGCUUUAAGUUCCAGCAAAUUUAUACCGACUAUGGACUUUAUGCACAGAAGAUAAAUAGGCUGAUUGGGCCUGAUCAUUGCGCUGGGAUUGACAUCACACAGCUCCUUAUUUACACGUUUUGGCGGCGCGGGUUUUAGGGAUAAAUUUUGGACUAAAAUGUUCUUGACGAAAAUUAAGGAGAGAGCAGUAAAUUUUGAAUACUGAAAAGCCUAUAAAACUUCACUAUUAUAUAUUGGAGGACUUCUCUUCUUUAUUACUCUCUUUUCGAUCUGUUCCAAACCAAAACACCAAAUAUUAGCCACCACCGUCUGAUUUCCGAACCAAGAAGCAGAUUGGUUAAGAUUGAAUGCUAUUAAUUUCACAUUUCUCGAAUCAGAUUACAAUCAUAUUGCUACCCUUGCAAUUAGAUAUCAGAUCGGUAUUAAUACCCAAUGGGCAAUGGGUACGAUUUCACAAAAGUGGAGCCUUUGGACCCCAAGUCAAGUCAAGUAGAAACGAUCUCAAAUUGUCAAUGAAAGUAUCCACUCACAUUGACAAAAAUUAACCAUGCAUGAUUUAUAUUAAAGCAUGAAAUUCUUGGUUGUGUUAAACAAAGGUGGAAACUUAAUUUCCAAGCUUCUCAUUCAAACCAAAAAUCAAUAUACACCGAAUUAUACAGAAUGGAAUCGAGUUUCAAGCUCUCAAGAAAGCCCCUUCCUCCCCAUUUUUCUAAUGUCAACCCUCUUCACAUAUGCUGGUUCCAUGCAAGUGGGCAGAUGAUUCAUAUUCAAAUGAAAGAACUUUCCACCUGAAUAUCAUCUUGUUGUCCCUCGUAUAGUGGCUCAAAACAUAGUAAGAUCUUCAAUGAUUCUUUUAGCUAGCUUGUAACCAUGAGCUUUGCUGAGGUUCUAGGAGAGACCAACACCGGCUGGUUGCUAGAUGAAGCUUUCAUGGCAGCAAUCUCUUCGAGGCGUUUCCACGUGGUUUCCCGUCUCGACUUGAUCUCGUCCUCUCGCGCUUCGUCUUCCUGGAACUUGAGCAAGCAUUCUUCGAAGAGCUCCGGAUCAGCGUCGGAGAAUAUCUUCCUGACAUUCAGCGUCAGGCUUUGCACAGCCUGGUUCCAGUGGCGCCUGGCGUUCCUCUCCAAGGAAGGGAAGAUGAUGGGCAGUAUGAUCUUUCGGUUCUGUUUGAUUAGGUUCUCCACAUGAUCGUUGUUCCAUAAGAACAAGGCCCUUUCUGCCACCUACAAAACAGUGACAGUUUUGAGUAAAAGAUAUGUACUAUACUGGAGUCGCACCGACAGGUAAUAAUAAUCCAAUAUGUAUUACAUAUUUACAUUAAAUACGCAAAAGAGAAUUUCUGCAAAGCACCAACUAGCCCUGAUUGGUCACGAUUAGAUUUUCUGUUUCCAGUCUUACCUCAACAACAUAACUCUAAUGAUCUGACUAAGAAAUGAAAAUGUUAAUG